Molecule: messenger RNA, 2046 nt
Organism: Aureobasidium namibiae CBS 147.97
Lineage: Eukaryota; Fungi; Ascomycota; Dothideomycetes; Dothideales; Saccotheciaceae
Product: DNA helicase
Exons: 5
Coding region: 1-2046 (681 amino acids)
Molecular function (GO): RNA binding; 5'-3' DNA helicase activity; DNA binding
Source: RefSeq, a predicted model, not a curated record
AUGGCUCCAAUUGACGUACCUAGCUUUGCUGACAAGCAGCUAAGAUUGCUAGCUGCAGAACUCAACGCCGAGCUCGAAGAAACGGCUCUGCUUACCGCCACUCAUGCUCCAUCCACUCUCGCUCGCGCCGGUCUGGCUGUCCUAAAUCUCGCUGUGAGCGCUCAGCGCACCGGCCUGGGUGGUAAGUCUCUAGUCGAACUUUCUCUGGACCCUGCCAUCGCCGGCACUGAAACUCAACUCCCCGAACAUGGAUUGCGCGUGGGCGAUAUCGUCGGUGUUUCCGAGCAGCCAAAGGGCGCCGAGAAGAAGAAAGAGCGUCAGGACAUGGAGAAGAAACAAAUUCAAGGUGUCGUUGUCAAGGUCUUGCGGGAGAUUAUUGUUGUUGCUCUGGACAAGGAUGAAGUUGAUAUCCCUGGCGGAAAGCUUUGGCUUGUCAAGCUCGCGAAUGAUGUUACGUACAAGAGAAUGAACCAAGUCAUGACCAAGUUGUUGAAGAUGCCUGAGAGCGAGCACUCUACGCUCAUGCGCGUUCUCUUUGGCCAGUCGUUAGCAGUGUCAGUCCAGCCCAGAGAUCUGGCAAAAGACCUUGAGUGGUUAGAUCCCUCCCUCAACGACUCACAGAAGGAAGCCAUCAAAUUUGCUCUCGCCUCUCCUGAGGUUGCUCUUAUUCACGGACCGCCGGGAACAGGAAAGACUCACACAUUGAUCGAGUUGAUACGUCAGUGUCUCAAACAAGAUCUUCGGCUGUUGGUUUGCGGACCCAGCAACAUCUCGGUCGACAACAUCGUUGAGAGAUUGUCACCACACAAAGUACCAAUGGUCAGACUUGGCCACCCAGCCCGAUUGUUGCCAGGAGUCCUGAACCACAGUCUGGAUAUCCUGACUCGCACCAGUGAUGCCGCUGCCUUGGUCAAAGACAUUCGCAAUGAGAUGGAUGCCAAACAAGCGAGUAUACGCAAAACGAGAAACGGCAGAGAACGAAAAGCCAUAUAUGGCGAGAUCAAGGAGUUGCGCAAGGACUACCGCCAGCGCGAAGCCUCUUGUGUGGACAGUCUUGUCCGGGAAAGUAAAGUCGUCCUUGCGACUCUUCACGGAUCGGGAGGCUUCUAUCUGAAGAAUCAGAAGUUCGACAUAGUUGUUGUCGAUGAAGCUAGUCAAGCCUUGGAAGCACAGUGUUGGGUACCGCUUUUGACGAGUGGAGCCAGCAAGCUGAUUCUCGCCGGAGAUCAUCUGCAACUCCCACCUACCAUCAAAAGCUCCAACUCAAAGUCGAACAAAAGUAAGCCCAAGGCAGAUCUAGGCGACGUCAGCUUGGAGACCACGCUCUUUGACCGCAUGCUUGAUCUCUAUGGGGAUGACGUUAAGCGCAUGCUAACUAUCCAAUACCGCAUGCACGAGAAGAUCAAUGCGUUCCCAUCAGCCGCACUGUACGAGUCGAAACUCAAGGCGGCGGAGGGUGUCAAGGCAAGGCUGUUAAAAGACUUGCCGUACGACGUCGAGGAGACCGAGGAUACGACCGAACCCGUGGUCUUCUGGGACACACAGGGUGGCGAAUUCUAUGAAAAGACAGACGAUGGCGAUGAUGCACCAAAGUCGAAGAGCAGCCUCCUAGGAGAGAGCAAGAGCAAUGAACUCGAAGCAGCCAUCGUCAAGAAGCAUGUCCAGAGUCUGGUCGAUGCUGGUGUCAAAGCAGAAGACAUUGCUGUUGUCACACCAUACAAUGGCCAGCUUGCUGUACUGUCACAGCUGCUCAAAGAGAAGUUUGUUGGCAUCGAACUCGGGAGUAUUGAUGGGUUCCAAGGCAGAGAAAAGGAGGCUGUGGUGGUCAGCCUUGUCCGCAGCAAUGCAGAGCACGAAGUAGGCUUCCUCGCCGAGAAGCGAAGACUCAACGUCGCCAUGACUCGACCAAAGCGACAUCUCUGUGUAGUUGGCGAUUCCGAGACCGUAGGCCGUGGUAGCAAGUUCCUUAAGAGCUGGAUGGAGUUCCUCGAGGAGAAUGCGGACCUGCGCUACCCGGAUCUAGACGACGUACUACGCGAGGAGUAA